AUUAUUUAGACGCCAUUUGGUCUUUCCGACUUCAACAAAGCAUUUUCCCACGCUGAGCGAGUCUAGCAUUCGCCUUUGGCAGGCAGAAUACGCACAGGAUGUCACAUCCAGAGAAUAAUGGAGUUGGAAGUUCCGGCCUUCCCAAUGGGGCAGACCCGUCUCGUCCAGCUCCGAAACGCAAGUCCAGGUCAACCAGAGGCCUACUCAACAAAGUUGUCGCACUUGAAGAUCAGAUGCAGCACGUCCAAUCCAACCUUGAGAAUGUUGUAUCUCUGCUGUUACGUCUGGCUCCGACGGCUCUACCUGCCGGCUCUCAGCCAUCGACCAAUUCGAUUAGGCAUGACAUCGCGCAACCGGGUUCUACUGGCUCUCAUAACCGUGUCCAGACACCUUUAUCCGGGUUCUGCGAAAAAUAUGAGCAGAGACCUGUAUCGUCCCUUGAACAAUGGGUACAGCAAAUAGCUGGAGAUGUUGCAUCAACUACAGCCGAUCUUCAACAGCAAUCUGUUCCUCGAGACCGAACAGCUGGUGGGAGCGUUGCAGAAGGAUCGGAAAUGUCCUCAGAAGACGAGAGAGACCACACAGUGGAGGAAGAAACGAAAGAGGGGCUCUCUUUUAUGCGGGAUAUGUUACGAAGCGAGGAAAAGAAGAGGCUACAUGCGGAUGGUCACUGGGACUCACCGGGGGAACCAGGUUUAUCGAGCCAUCGAGAUCAAGAGCACAUAGCAGCCGAUGACCGAGGGCACAGGGCUGAACCAGACGGUCGCUUGAGAAAUGCACGCCUCAAACGGAAGCGAGGCGCAAAUGAUUGGGAACCUCCCGAAUGGUUACCGGCCGGAAUGCGUGAUCCGAUCGAUCUUGGCUUCUGCAGCGAAGCACAAGGGAGAAAUCUUUUUGAUAUGUUCUUCCAAGGGGCACAUUCCUUCAUGCCUGUCUUUGAUCCCUCUAGAGACUCUUGGGAAAGUCUGCGCCAUCGGUCGCCAUUCUGUAUAUCCGCGAUUCUUUUCGUGGGACAGAAAAUCAAAGAUGCUGGUCAUGAGCCUAGCAACUUGCAACGGCUACUGAGGGAGCAUGCGGAGAGUAUAGGAAAGACCACAUUGUUCUGUCCCAUAGCUGAUACGGAAGCUCUCCAAGCCAUGAUCAUUUUGGCCUCGUGGGGAGAUACUGGCUGGCGUCCUGGUAGUCAUGCAGUUAGUAUGGCAAUUGAUAUGGAGCUUUAUAAAUGUCUGCCAAGACUUGCUGAGAGAUUGCGUACCCCUUCCGCGUUCACGAGCGAUCGAGAUGAAGAUACUGAACGGCGGCUGGUGAUAGGAUCGAGGCUAUGGCUCUUGGUUUGUAAAAUGGCCAUCGAGAUGGCGUAUAAUUAUGGUCGUCCAAUGCUCAUCGACGAGACGUUGAUGAUUCCUCAUUUGCACGCGCUGUUGAAGCAUCCUGCGCAUUUGCCGACCGAUGGUCGAAUUGUUGCUUUUUGCGAAUUACUUUAUUUGAGGUUAACAUUGCACAGAAAUGCCAUAAGUGGUAAUCACCAAGAAUUGGAUCAACUUUUGCAAGUCUACAAUGACGAAGCGCUUGGCUGGGAAGAGAGAUGGAGAAAUUACUAUAUCCAACAAGGAGUUUCCUUGGAUAAUAUUUUGGUAACGGAUCUGACAACGCAGAGGUGUUUCGGCUCUGUUCUGGCAAACUCGUGUCUGUUGCGAGAUAUUCGAAGUCCACAUGACAUCGAAAGACUCUCCCCUCAUCGGAGACGUUUGCUUUUAGCAAGUCUUGACGAUGCACGAUUGAUAGCCAGCAGGAUCAUUACGACAGAAAAAGACAAACUUUUGCACGCUAAUCAUUAUUCACAUGUUGCCCUGGCUAGCGUAACGAGGAUCUAUAUACGUCUAGCUACCCUUUUCCCAGGAUCAGUCGAUCUAAGGAAAGUAGCAAAAGACCUGUCUCAAUUGACCGAGGUACUGGCACGAUUCCCGGGUUUCCACUUUGCUCAACAACUGCGCUAUGCCAUCAGCAAAGCGAGGCAAAAGAAGAUCUUACCUCCGGAAACGAGACCGACUUCACCAAGAUCACUUUUCAACCAAAGUGUCGAGUGUACACGUCAAAAUCAACCGAAACCUAGAUCAAGCUCUGUGCCUUCAAUGUCGUGGUUCAAUCACUUCCCGCCUUCAGAACCCCCACCACACCAGCACCACGGCGAGAGCGCGCCCGAGCGACCAGGUAGCACCGGUAAUACGAUGACCAGUGGCAGUCCGGUGGAAUUCGAUCCAUUCCUAGCUGAACAUGUGUUGAACGAAACUUUCAAUCAAGUUCGGCCUCUUGAUGGUAUUUCGGAGUGGAAUCCUCAACCUGGUGAAACAGGGAAUUGGAAUCAAUCCUCGCAGGGAGGAAACCAGGCUGAAUGGUUACCGAGUCAACCUUCCAUUGGGACUGCCAUACCAGAUGCCCACAAUAGUUUCUUGUCAUGGCUGGAAUUCCCUGUUCUUGAUUUCAGUGAUUUUGGUACCCAGUAAAUAUAUCAUGUUAUAUUUUAUGUAUGAUUAUUUUAUUUUU
This is a messenger RNA of Cryptococcus deneoformans JEC21, 2544 nucleotides long. RefSeq names its product expressed protein. The transcript is spliced from 16 exons. Gene Ontology annotation, molecular function: DNA-binding transcription factor activity, RNA polymerase II-specific; transcription cis-regulatory region binding. NCBI's taxonomy places the organism in Eukaryota, Fungi, Basidiomycota, Tremellomycetes, Tremellales, Cryptococcaceae. Gene Ontology annotation, biological process: regulation of DNA-templated transcription. The record is from RefSeq and is a predicted model, not a curated record. Gene Ontology annotation, cellular component: nucleus. The coding region runs from base 99 to 2504 and encodes 801 amino acids.